AGAGGAAGGUGUGGUCUGGACGGGCGAUGCUGCAUCCUUUGUUAAACCUGCAGUUUAAUGUUGAAUAGUGAAUCGUCAAGACGCGGAAUCAGUUUACGAUCGAUACAGACGUUGUGAACAAAAUCUUAGUUCUUGAUAAAACUGUAAAUGUUGUCGGGAUUUGCUUCCACGUUGUUUUUUCUUUGAUUUCCACCUGUAGCAGGAAUGAGGACGUGACCAGCCUGCUCAAAGGAGUGAAGUGAAAGCUGUGAUCGAACUUGGAUUGAACUCCGAUUGAAGUUUAGAAGAAGAGAAGCACAAAUGAAGCAGUGCUAAGGAUCCACACUGUUGAUUCGACCAAACAGCGAGACGCGCCCGCUUUCCUCCUGACCAUGUUCACUGGCACCAUGCGCUCCUCGCCGUAAGCCGCUGCUGUGGAGGAUCCGCACAUUAUGAGACGCCAUGGCAUGGUGUGACCGAGGGGUUCAGACUCUGCUGGCCAUCGUGGGAGCCUUCGCCGCCUUCAGCCUCAUGACCAUCGCCAUCGGCACCGACUACUGGCUUUACUCCCGGGCGUACAUCUGCAACGCCACGAAUGUCACCGCCGACGAAACCCAGAUGCAAACCAAGAAAGUCAAAGGCGACCUGACGCACUCCGGGCUGUGGAGAAUCUGCUGUAUCGAAGGUAUCAACAAAGGAAGCUGUUUUCGUAUCAAUCACUUUCCAGAGGAUAACGACUACGAUACAGACAGCUCAGAGUACAUCUUACGUAUAGUUCGUGCAUCAAGCCUGUUCCCCAUCCUGAGCACCAUCCUUCUCAUGUUGGGCGGCCUGUGUGUCGGGAUUGGACGCAUCUACAGCAGCAAAAACAACAUCCUGCUGAGUGCAGGCAUCCUGUUUGUGGCUGCAGGCUUGAGCAACAUCAUUGGCAUCAUUGUCUACAUCUCCAGCAAUGCUGGAGAUCCCAGUGACAAGAAGGACGAGGACAAGAAGAACCAGUACAACUACGGCUGGUCCUUCUACUUCGGUGCCCUCUCCUUCAUCGUGGCCGAGUCGGUGGGCGUCCUCGCAGUCAACAUAUAUAUCGAGAAAAACAAAGAGACGCGCUUCAGAGCCAAACGUGACUUCAUCAAAACCACCUCGUCCUCGUCCCCGUACUCUCGCAUACCGAGUUACCGCUACAGACGACGGCGCUCACGGUCCAGUUCGAGGUCAACCGACCCGUCCCGUGAUCCGUCCCCGGUGGGACUGAAGAUUGGUGCAGGGGGAGGAGGGGGAGGAGGGCUGGGGAUGGGUUUGCCAAUGGGGGAUGUAUCCCUGUACGCCCUCAGCAGGGACCCUUUGAAGGGUGGGAGCGGGACUGCAGGCCCCUACAGCCCCGAGAGGGACUCUGGGUUUUUACAAGUGCACAACUGCUUCCAGAAAGACAUGAAGGAUGGAGUGAACCGGAGGACCACGCCCGUAUGAGGUCAGGAGUCUAUUGUUGUGCUAAACAAUAAGCUUGAUGGAACACAUUAGAGGUUGUACAGUUGAUGAGAAUGGACAAUUUCUCCCCAGGACUGUUCACACGGUAGCGAUGCUGAAAGGUCAGAGCUCAGAAUAGGUUUUCUCACAUCCCUCUGAGACAGAAAAGUGCGAAUGCUUCAUUUGGUGGAGGAGGAACGCUCAUAUCAAAGUCAUUUUCUUUGAUAGGACUCUUUAAAAAUUGGUUGCAGAAAUUUUGUAGCAAUGUUUGAAGAGUUUUAAAAUAUGACGCCUGCCGUUUGAAAAGAAAGGAACUUCAGCUCUUACAGAAAGCCUUGAAAAUCUUUUACCUGUACUGGUAUCCUUUAAAGGUAGUCACUCAGUGGCUCUGCCUAAUAAGAGGAUUAACCUUUUGUAGACUUAAGGCUCGAUAUAUUAAAGAUUCAGAGUAUUGAAUUUAUGGUAACAAUGUUUUUCUUCUGAAUUGGUGUUUUAAAAUGGAAAGUGAUUCAUGUGAUUGUUAUCGGAGUAUUAUCGUGUUGUACUUGUUUGUAACUUAACACAAAUGGUGCUAAUCUGUUCACCUUUGAUGAUCUUAAGCCUUCUCGACUCCCCAUUUAAACACUUUUAUUGUAUCUCAAUAACCUCUCUCUCAAACUUCUAUGUGAGUUCUGUGAUAAAUGUUGCAGUAUGAUGUGAGUGUGUGUUACGGCUUUGAAACACUGCCACACUAAGACACAUUCAUCCUAUGAGUAUGGAUACCUGUAGAUAUGGAUUAACGAGGAUGCCGAGGCGCGCCGUACAUUCAGUACAUUCCAGUAUGCUGUGAGGUGCAUUAGUGUAGACAUUAUUUGUACAGACAGCCCGUGUAGUUUACUCUCCAUUCACUCAGGGACGAUGUAGGGAACUAAUGAAUUCCUUACCGAAGCCAGACAGACUGUUACAGUUGGUGUGCGUGUUAAAGCAGAGGUGAGAUCAUGCUCUGUGUGCGUUGCUGUUAAUUAACUCUUGUUUCUGCAUUUACUGCCUUUGUGUUCAAAGUUUUUUUUGUUUUGUUUUGUUUUGUCUGGUACAGAUUCUUGAUCAUGCUGCAAGAAAACACACUUGUAGAUUCAUAUGUAAAGUAUUUCUGUAUUGCUCCCCAUCAAGAAGAAACGAUGAUUUUCAAAGAAUUGACGAGAAACAAUAAAUCAUUUUGUGUCAGGA
This is a messenger RNA of Stegastes partitus (bicolor damselfish), 2649 nucleotides long. Its product is annotated as voltage-dependent calcium channel gamma-4 subunit. NCBI's taxonomy places the organism in Eukaryota, Metazoa, Chordata, Actinopteri, Pomacentridae. The record is from RefSeq and is a predicted model, not a curated record. Gene Ontology annotation, molecular function: voltage-gated calcium channel activity; channel regulator activity. Bases 442 to 1446 code for a protein of 334 amino acids. Gene Ontology annotation, biological process: regulation of AMPA receptor activity; postsynaptic neurotransmitter receptor diffusion trapping; neurotransmitter receptor internalization. The transcript has 4 exons. Gene Ontology annotation, cellular component: AMPA glutamate receptor complex; voltage-gated calcium channel complex; postsynaptic density membrane.